Messenger RNA from Malaclemys terrapin pileata, 4891 nucleotides. RefSeq names its product gap junction protein beta 3 (gene GJB3). The transcript has 2 exons. The record is from RefSeq and is a predicted model, not a curated record. Lineage: Eukaryota; Metazoa; Chordata; Testudines; Emydidae. Gene Ontology annotation, cellular component: connexin complex. Gene Ontology annotation, biological process: cell communication. Bases 2699 to 3502 code for a protein of 267 amino acids.
UUAGUGUUUCUCACUCUGAUCCGGGGAAGAAUUAACCAAACUCUGAAAAAUAUAGAAGUUUAGGUUUAAAUUGUGUUAUAAAGGUACAUACACCCUCAGCCGUAGCAAGACUGAGCUAAAAAGAAAAACUUAGUGUUUCUCACUCUGAUCCGGGGAAGGAUCUAAUCCGGGAAAGGAUUUGUAUAAUUGGUGUAUGAACCCUCGGUGGUAGCAGACCGAGUAAUACAGAGAAAAGCUUAGCAUCUCUCCCUCUGGCCCAGAGUGGGUUAAAAACAUAAAAUGCAAAUCUCAUUCUGUUAAACCAAACUCUGAAAAAUAUAGGAGUUUGGGCAGUGUAGUGUGGUUUAUGUUUGUUUGUUUUGUUUGGUUUUUUUGUAAGUAAUAUUGUGGUAAUUUCACAAUUUUAAAAAAAAUGUUUAAAAAACGAAACCAGGAAGGGUGGGGGCUAGUUAAAAAGCCCACCCUCCUUGCUAAAUUGGUAGUAAAACAAGGCUUGUGCCCAUAAAAAAAAACUGUCUAUUAAAAAAAGCAGAAUUGGGCCCAGGCAAGCAAUAAAUACAAAAACUAAAAAACAGGUUGGGUACAGAGAGUCAAAACAGCACUCUCAAAUCUUACAGCAGCAGUAACAUCAGGAAAAGAAACAUUUAAGACCCUAGAAGGGGGCAGACCUUUGGGACCCCUCUGAAGAUUAGGAAGGGGGAUAUUUGGGUAAAUUCCUCCUCCCAGGGCCAAAAUGCCAUUGAAACAGUUAACAACAGUGCCUGUUUCUGCCUCAGAUCUCCAGGCCAUGGCAAAAUGGCUCGAAAUUUUAAAACAAAAAUUUUUUUCUAGAUGAAGUGUUAACGCCCUUUUACUAAAAGAAAGGAAGGAUUUACACUCACAAGAAAUGCACCAUUUAAUUAGCAUUUGUGCAGCCCCAAGUACCAAACACACUGUGGCAGAGACCAAGCAGGUUCUGCCAUGGUAAAAGCACUGUGCUAAUUUGUUUCCAAGCUUCUAUCUUUCAGGCUCUAAACCAAAACAUCAGGAGAGCUGGUACCAGCUAAAAAGUUAUAAAAUACCAUGGUUAUUGUGUCAUAACAAAGUCUGUGUUCAGUGUUCUGUGUUGCAUGUUCUGUGUCUGUCUCUAGUAGUGUCCUGUGCUAGCAUUGGGUCUAGAAAAAGAGGGGAUACUACACUAGACAGGGCAAAUGUCUUUUCCUCUCUCUACUUCCCCCAUCUCCAUCCAACUUAUCAAUCACCCCUUGUGUCCAAAAGACUUUGGUCCCCAAUGCAUCAGGGUUAUUUUGUUUUGUUUUGUCAGGUUCUCUAAUAAUCAUUUUGUUGUUAAUUUUUGUUCUUAAUACAUUUGUAUUGUUAGUUACAUUUGCUUGUAUUAUCAUUCCACACUUUCCUCUAUGCACUCUAAUUCUAUUUCCCCAAGCCCUAAAGGGUAGUUCUUGGGCCCCCAUAACCUGUAAGACCUUGGCGCAUAAUUGUAUGGCCCCAUCUUUCAGGUCCCCAGAAACCUCUGAAAACAACUGUUAAAAAUAGAAAAUUCUACAACAUUUUAGCAACUAAAUGUUAGUUUAAGUCCAAAUCAGCUUAACCUUGCAUAACAACUGUGGUACUCCUACAAAAUCUUAUUUGUUGUGUGUGCUUAAAAAGGUCCUGACCUCAGUGACUUUUUUUGUUUGAUGGCUAUUGCAGCAUCAAACUUGGGCCUCAUUUUGUUUGUCAAUGUACCCAAUUAUUGUAAUGGUAAUGGUUUUGUUGUAUUUCCAAUUAUUAUAAUUAUAAUUGUUUGCAUUUGUGUUUAUGUUAUAUCUGGUGUUUAGUCAAUUGUAAUGGUUUUAGUUAUAUUCACCUGGUUAUAAUUGUUUGGUUUGUUUGCAACAAAUACAAAAAAUUUAUAUGGUGACCACUCAAGAAUUGUUCUUGAGAGGUCAAAAGGGGGACAAUGUAGAUCAAUCUCUGAUAAUUUUCAUAUAACUUUACAUUGUGCCUCUUCAUAUAACCUUGUGGUGGGUCUACCCACGUGUAACCUCUGUUUUCAUGGAACUUUGUAUCAAAGCCUCAUUUAGAAACUUUGCAUUGCCCUUGGUAUAAUAUUAUAGCCCCUAAGGAUAGAAUAAGAUAGAAGAAAAAUUUCUGUUUGCUAGCAGUAGAACAAGAGCUCUCCCCCCCCCGCCCCCACUCUUAAUCAAUUGCCCUGUUGAAUGAAUAAGGUGUGGAUGAGCAAGGCAUGGAAGGCAGCACCUCCAGACAGCCUCAACUGUUGGAGAGGGGCUGGGAGCCAGACCCAAGGACAAUAAAACGUGUCAAGUGGGCUCAUUAAAGACAAGCAGACAUACUGAUGGCCUCGGGGGUUAGAAGCAAGCACCUUCUUUUGGAAACACCCUCUUUGCAGCAUUGGGACAACACUCAAAAGAAAGCAGCACAAAGGACCAAUAGACACAGACACAGAGUUUGAAUCUGGUAUAGAUUUGCAUGAGAGGAAAGCUGCUAUAAAAGUGAGGUGUCUUGCAGAGAACCCCGGGUCUCGUCUUGUCAACAUGGGAGCAUCGAUCCGGAUCGGCAGAAGCCCGGCUCCACCCCUCCCCCAUCUAACUCACCUGGCCAGUAAAGUUAAGGGGAGCAACUAAUUGGUAACAACAAGACGGAGUGUGUUUGUGUGUGUGUGUGAGUGUGAGUCUGGCUUCCCCCGACGCCCGUCGUCAUGGACUGGAAGAUGCUGCAGGGCCUGCUGAGCGGGGUGAACAAAUACUCCACGGCCUUCGGGCGCAUCUGGCUCUCCGUGGUCUUCGUCUUCCGGGUGCUGGUCUAUGUGGUGGCAGCAGAGCGCGUGUGGGGGGACGAGCAGAAGGACUUUGACUGCAACACCAAGCAGCCUGGCUGCACCAACGUCUGCUACGACCACUACUUCCCCAUCUCCCACAUCCGCCUCUGGGCCCUGCAGCUCAUCUUCGUCACCUGCCCCUCCCUGCUGGUGAUCAUGCACGUGGCCUACCGGGAAGACAGGGAGAAGAAGAACCGGGAGAAGAACGGUGAGGACUGCCCCAAGCUCUAUCGCAACACAGGCAAGAAACACGGCGGGCUGUGGUGGACCUACCUGCUGACCCUCUUCUUCAAGCUGACCAUCGAGAUCAGCUUCCUCUAUAUCCUCCACAAGAUGUGGGAUAGCUUUGACCUACCGCGCCUGGUCAAGUGCGCCAACCUGGACCCCUGCCCCAACAUCGUGGACUGUUACAUUGCCCGACCCACCGAGAAAAAGGUCUUCACCUACUUCAUGGUGGGGGCCUCCGCCAUCUGCAUUGUCCUCACCGUCUGCGAGAUCUUCUACCUCAUCUUCAAGCGGGUCGUCCGGAGCCUACACAAAUGGAAGAACUCCAAGCACUUGGUCAGCUACAACAAGGCUUCCACCUGCCAGUGUCACCUCAAGUUGGAGCAGCAGGAUGGCAAGGCCAAGAACAAGCCUUUGGAUGCCCUCCGGGCCUCCGCUCCCAACUUGACUCUGAUCUGACAGGGCGUGUUGGGGGAGGAAAAGCCCUCAUGUUGGCCAGAGACAACUGACUUCCAAGAUGGCUGCCUGCCAUGCCACAAGUGUUACUGGAGUACUUCAAUGGGACCUCGAUGGCUAUGACACAGCGCGGGAGAGGAGGCGCGUCGCCAAGGCAGGGGCUCUCCCUGUUCUGCGUGGCUGACUGAGUUUUGCAUGCAGGGAUGUUCGUCAGACUGUGUGCUGCUGCCACCAUUUUGUUGGGGCCGGGCAGAAAGGACAAGGCCCUGGCAGUACAUUGCUGCAGCUGCUCUUAACAUGCAGGGCACAGGUGGGUGGUUUGCCUAGCCAAGGAGGAUGUGUGACUCCAAAAGUCUAUGCUUUUCAUUAUUUACAUGCUAUCGAGCCAGUCCGUGCGAUCCUGCAGGUUGGAGCUUCCCUCCUACGUGCUCAGACAGGCCACAAGGGAAGGGAGGAGAUGGCUGGCUUUUAAGUUUUAGGAGAAAUGACGAAUGUAAAGUUGCCAAGGACAAUAUUUGUCUCCUGUUCUCUCCCCACUCUGCUAGACUCGCAGCUGCCACGCCCAAAACGCCAGCGCCCUUCACAGACUCCAUCACAUUGCGUAGAGAGGCACUUGGACUCAGUACCUCAGUGGAUGGUUCAUUAACUAGGACAUUGAUGGAAAGGGCUUUAUUCUGAUACUGAAGUGAGCAAAUCCUUGCCUUUCCCAUGAACCGUGACCUUUACCAAAGAACCAAGUCCAUGGGGUCUAGCAAUUGUAUGGGAAUAAAGUCAUAGGCACAAAGUGGGGUUGUGGGUGUGUCUCUUGGGAGAGUCUCUGUAGUUUGCAUCUAUCUCAGAAACUUCAACCUGUCUGCAAAAGCACUCAGUUCAGAGAGCAAAUAAGCCCUCUGGUUGUGCCUUCGGGUGCCUAGGGAGGGCAUUAAACUUCGCCUGCGAGUUUAGUCAGUAAAACAUCCUCGAUCAAAACCUCGAGUUAAUGCACUGGCUCGUGCUCGAGAAAGCAGCAGACGCAGUAGCUAUAAUAGUGGUUCCAUGGCCCAGCUUCCCCGUUCUGAACUGAAUGGCAGGAGUAACAGUGACUCUGCAGGGGAAAAAGUUUUGUAUAUUUUCAAGAAGCCGCGGAACAGCCCAGUGGAGUUUCGGGGUUUGUGACCUGUUCUGGGCCAGAUCCUCAGCUGACGUCAAUGGAGCUAGGCCGAUUUCUACCAGCCGAGACUCUGGCCUCACAAUUUUUCAUUUAAGUUGUUCUCUGUUGUAACGUUCAAGCUUUGUCCAAACUCUGUAAACCCCCGUUACCGAGUAGCUUCUGGCUGAAACCAAAUGAGUUCUCCCAUUCCUGGUUGAAAACGGGAUCGGGAUGUAAAAUUCAAAUUAAAUGUGUCAAAUUCA